Sorghum bicolor (sorghum) is the source of this 2691-nucleotide messenger RNA. RefSeq names its product type I inositol polyphosphate 5-phosphatase 1. Gene Ontology annotation, biological process: phosphatidylinositol dephosphorylation. The record is from RefSeq and is a predicted model, not a curated record. The transcript has 9 exons. Gene Ontology annotation, molecular function: phosphatidylinositol-4,5-bisphosphate 5-phosphatase activity; inositol-polyphosphate 5-phosphatase activity; phosphatidylinositol-3,4,5-trisphosphate 5-phosphatase activity. NCBI's taxonomy places the organism in Eukaryota, Viridiplantae, Streptophyta, Magnoliopsida, Poales, Poaceae. Bases 282 to 2237 code for a protein of 651 amino acids.
GAAGCUCUGGUCAGUGUCGCUCGGCGUGGGUGUGCGUCCGUUUCGCCUCCAGAGUCCAGAGUCCACAACAGGAGCUCUCAUCAGCCAAGCGCCAGGCCAAUAUAAACAACGCGGCGUCGCCACCGGUUUUUUUUCCUGAACAAGAACAAAGCCAGGGAAGGGAAGCGCGGCAGGGAGAUACCACGAACGCUACAGCCGCAGCCCGCAGGCAGAUCUUUAGCUGUGCUCCCAAGCAAAGGUACCCGCAGCCGCCAACUGACCGCUGUAGCUAGCGGCCAACGAUGGCAGCCGCCGCGCCGUCAUCCUCGUCCUCGUCCGCGCGGGCGCGCGCGCCGCCCCGGCCAUUGCAUCCCCUCGCCCGCGGCGGCUCCGAGCGCCAGGAAAUGGAGGCCGUCGCGGCGGCGACCCACCCCGGCGGCGCGCAGCGGAUGCGGCGCAAGGGGAGGAAACAGAGGCAGCUGUGGCCCAGGACCGUGCUGCGGAAGUGGCUCAACAUCAGGUCGCCGGAGUCCGACUUCAGCGCCGACGAGGGCGACACCACCGGCGACGACACCGAUAGCGAAGUCGAGUAUGAAGGAAACCAACUGGGGAUGGCUCCCGGUGGGCUUCAUAGAAGGCGCAAGUCAGAGACCCUUCGUGCUCAGUAUAUUGAUGUCAGGGAACUCAGGAUUUGUGCUGGAACAUGGAAUGUUGCAGGCAGGCUUCCACAUAAUGACUUGGAUAUUCAAGAAUGGUUGGAUAUGGAGGAGCCAGCUGAUAUAUAUGUUCUUGGAUUUCAAGAAAUUGUUCCACUAAAUGCUGGGAAUAUAUUUGGUGCUGAAGACAACCGCCCUGUUGCAAUGUGGGAGCAUAUUAUUCGUGAAACAUUGAAUAAGAUCAGCCCAGAUAAACCCAAAUACAAAUGUCACAGCGAUCCUCCUUCUCCAUCAAGAUUCAAGCCAUCUGAUGAUGCUUUUGUGAUGGAAGAUGAACUUAUUAGUGAGUCUGAUAGUGAAAGUGAUGGGGAGGUGCACCCAUUGAACGAACAAGAUUUGGCCGAUUCUGUUGAUGGCAUUCAUGGUAACAAAUGUGAACAUCCCACUGAUGCACCUGAAACAAUUUUACAAGAUGAGUUCAGCAGGUUGCCUUCAAUGAAGACUUUUGACAGAUCCAAUAACCUAAGUUUUAAAGAAUCUAAUUUGGAAGAGAAGAUCUGCCAGAAGCUAUUAACUAAAACAUUCAGUAACUCAGAGAGGCUUGGAAUGAUUUGGCCUGAACCACCAUUGGAUAUGUUGGCCCAGUGUCUUCCUGACAGCACAAAGUCAUUUGCUUCAGGAAAGGCAUUAAGAUCGUAUUUGUCUUUCAAGUCAGUAAAUGGAGAUUCUGAUCCAUUUGCAGAGGAAGUUCCUGAUUUUAACAUUAACUGUGCAGCAGUUAAAAGGAAAAGACCAUACUUUGUAAGGAUAAUAAGCAAGCAGAUGGUUGGAGUGUACCUAUCAAUAUGGGUACGAAGAAGCCUCCGCAAGCACAUUCAGAGUCUGAAAGUAUCAACUGUAGGGGUCGGUGCUAUGGGCUACAUUGGUAAUAAGGGAUCAAUAUCAGUAAGCAUGUCCAUAUACCAAACACACUUUUGCUUUAUAUGUUGUCACCUGACCUCUGGAGAGAAGGAAGGAGAUGAACUAAAAAGGAAUGCUGAUGUUCAAGAAAUCCACCGAAGGACAAUAUUUAAUCCAGUUUCCAGAGUCAACAUGCCUAAGACGAUAUAUGACCAUGAAAGGAUUGUAUGGCUAGGUGAUCUCAACUAUAGGCUCAAUUUACCAUAUGAGAAGACACAUGAACUCAUCUCCAAGCAGGACUGGAAUGAAUUGUUUGGGAAAGAUCAGCUGAAAGUAGAGCUGAAGAAGGGGCAUCUAUUUGAAGGAUGGACCGAAGGGGUCAUCAACUUUCCUCCAACGUAUAAAUACAAGGUUAACUCAGAAAAGUACAUAAGUGAUGAUCACAAAUCUGGAAGGAGAACACCUGCAUGGUGUGACCGAAUUCUUUCCCAUGGUAAGGGUAUGAGGUUACUGUCAUAUAAGACAGUUGAUCUCAGGCUAUCAGAUCACCGCCCUGUGAUUGCUGUGUACAUGGCUGAUGUUGAGGUUUUCUCUUCAAAAAAACUGCAGAGAGCUCUUACCUUCACCGAUGCAGAGGUUGAGGAACAGCUCUCCUUCGAGGAAGAUAGUACUUCUGGAAUAUACAACCUUGGACUAAAUUAAAGUUCAAGGUACUUGGACAUAUAACAAAACAGACUUUAUGCUUUUCUCAAGUAUCCAAGGAAGAAUUGACAAGUUACGACUUAGUCCUGCCCAGCCUGUGCCUCUAUUUUUCUGAGACCAGCAAUUGGAAGUAGGUAGUCCUGUACAUUUUAUCCAUGCUCUGACCAUAUUUUGAAAUCAGAUGUCAUGCGUUUUGCUGCCCUUGAGUACUGUGUACCUCAUAUGUGGAAAAAAAAAAAAAAUCUCUGACCAUAUUUUGAAACCAAACGUCUUGUAUUUUGCUGUCCCCCCCUCCCCCGUUUUGAGUAUGGUGUACCUCAUGUGUGGAAAAAUAUUUUCCUUUGUAACCUAAGGGUGUAACUGUAAUUAAAAUGUUGGAUACCGUAAAUACUUCACAGUUCACACAGAUUGUGACAUUGUGCAGUUUCAAUUCCACUGUAAUUUUUCGUUCAUC